UACCAGUCGGUGCUGAAAAGAAAUCUGUUCUACAAAUAUUCUACAAAAUUAUCCAAAAGAUACUAAACAUCGCAAUGAAGCUGCUGACAGUGUCUGUACUUCUUUGUGCAAUGAUGGCUCUCAUCAUUGCUGCUGAAGAAGGUGUCAAGAGUUUGGCAGAGGCAAAGUCACCAGAAGAGCAUCUUGUUGAGAAGAGAGCCAUAUGUCACUGGUGUCACUGGACCAGGUUCGGCAACCGAUACUUCCGCUAUUUUCCUCAUCACUUGGAUUGGGCUCAUGCUCAGAGACACUGUCAGUCUAUGCAUGCAAACCUGGCAUCUGUACGCAGCCUCAGAGAGUACCGAGUGAUUCAAACGGUCAUAUAUCAUGCCACUCACAGUUACCCACUUACAUGGAUUGGAGGCUCUGAUGCUCAAAAGGAGCGUCAUUGGUUUUGGAUCGAUGGAACUCCUUUCAAAUUUACGUACUGGUGUCGUGGAGAGCCUAACAACCAUAAGCACAGAGAGCACUGCAUGCACAUGAACUGGUCAGGACACAAAUGUAUGAAUGAUAUAAACUGUCACUACCGAUACCCAUAUGUCUGCGUCAGGAAAGUCCUGGGAUGAAGACAUGGUUCACCAAACAAA
Molecule: messenger RNA, 626 nt
Organism: Pelmatolapia mariae (spotted tilapia)
Lineage: Eukaryota; Metazoa; Chordata; Actinopteri; Cichliformes; Cichlidae
Product: ladderlectin-like
Exons: 7
Coding region: 75-605 (176 amino acids)
Molecular function (GO): signaling receptor activity
Source: RefSeq, a predicted model, not a curated record